This is a messenger RNA of Phalacrocorax carbo (great cormorant), 3858 nucleotides long. NCBI's taxonomy places the organism in Eukaryota, Metazoa, Chordata, Aves, Suliformes, Phalacrocoracidae. The record is from RefSeq and is a predicted model, not a curated record.
GUCUCUCCGCCUGUACCCCAUCCAGCUGUUGUCUCUUCACCUGCACCCCAUCCAGCUGUGCUCUCUCCGCCUGCACCCCAUCCAGCUGUGCUCUCUCCGCCUGCACCCCAUCCAUCUUUCCCCUCCCUCCUUUCUCUUUGCCCUUUUCUCCCCCAUUUCCUGAUCUUUCUGUUUCACCCCAAUUUUAUCUUUUUCUUCCCAAAUUCCUGCCCUCCUCCCCAUCACUUCCUUCCCCUCCUGCCCCCACCCCCAACUUCUGCUUCAGCCCCUGCUCCCGUCAUCCCCUCCCGACGCGACAUGGAGCCGCGGGCUCUGCUCGCCUGCCUGGGGGCAGUGCUGACCUCCUGCUGCGGCUCCGGGGUGGACGUGGAGACGGCGGUGGCGUUUCACGGCGAUGCCAGCGGGGCUUUCGGGCAGGCCGUGGCUCAGUUCGGCACCACCGAUGACGGCGGGAUCCUCGUGGGCGCCCCAUUGCAGCGCGGCGCCGUCAGCCAGACGGGGAUGAUUUACCUGUGCCGGCACCUCUCGGGGAAGUGCCAGGAGGUCCCUGUCUCCGGACCCCCAGGAGCUGUCAAUGCAUCCCUGGGGUUAGCGCUGGCUUCUGGGGACACCAAGGCUCUGGCCUGCGCCCCCACGGUGCCCCAAACCUGCGGGAAGAACGUCUACCUCAACGGCUUCUGCAUCCUCCUUGACAGCAACCUCCAGCAGCUCCAGCGCCUCCCCGAUGCCCCGCCAGGGUGUCCCAAGGGCUUCUCGGAUGUGGUGUUCCUCAUCGAUGGUUCAGGCAGCAUCCAUCCGUGGGAGUUCAGGACGAUGAAGACCUUCAUCACAGAGGUGAUGAAGCGCUUCAAGGGCACCGACACACAGUUUGCUCUCACCCAGUUCUCCAGUAUCGUCUUGAACCACUUCGACUUCAAAACCUUCCGGAGGUCCCACAACCCCAUCGUGCUGCUGGAUCAGGUGCAUCAGCUCCAGGGCCCCACCCGCACUGCCACCGCCAUCUGGGAAGUCCUGACGCAGAUGUUCAUCCCUGAAAAAGGGGCCCGAAAAGAUGCCAGCAAGAUCCUCAUUGUGAUCACGGAUGGGAAGAAGUAUGAUGACAGAAUGGAGUACUCAGAAGUCAUCCCACUGGCUCAGCAGAUGGGGAUCACCCGCUACGCCAUCGGGGUGGGCAAUGCCUUCAGGGAUCCAGCCGCCGAAGAAGAGCUCCGCACCAUCGCCUCUCAACCCAGCAAGGACCACGUCUUCCGGGUGGACAACUUCGAUGCCCUGCAAGGCAUCCAGAACCAGCUGCAGGAGAAGAUCUUCGCCAUCGAGGGCACCCAGUCUGCCCAGAGCAGCUCCUUCCAGCUGGAGAUGGCCCAGGAGGGCUUCAGCGCCCUGAUCACCCCCGAGGGGCCCGUACUGGGAGCGGUGGGUGCCUACGACUGGUCCGGAGGGGUCUUUGUCUACGACAGCAGUGGGAAGGCCACCUUCGUCAACGUGUCCCAAGACGCUGGGGACAUGAACGACGCCUACUUGGGCUACGCGGCCGAGUCCCUCUCCCUGGAGGGCGGGCGGGCGCUGGCGCUGGGGGCCCCCCGCUACCGCCACGUUGGCCGCCUCCUCCUCUUCCGCCUGCGCAGCCCCCGGGCUGGCUGGACACUCCUGGCCGAUGCCACGGGGCCGCAGGUGGGCUCCUACUUCGGGGCGUCCCUGUGCGCGCUGGAUGCCGACGGGGACGGCUGGGACGAGGCGGUGCUGGUGGGGGCCCCCAUGUUCUAUGGGUCUGACAGCGGGGGCCGCGUGCACGUCUGCACCCUGAAGCUGAAGGGCAGCCAGCUGCGGUGCCAGCAGACGCUGCAGGGCCAGCCCGGGCACCUCUUGGGGCGCUUUGGGGCCAGCCUGGCGCGCCUGGGGGACGUCAACGGGGACCAGUGGCCCGACGUGGCCGUGGGGGCCCCGCUGGAGGAUGGGGAGCGAGGGGCCGUCUACGUCUUCCACGGGAUGCGGGGCGGCGUUGCCCCCCGGUACAGCCAGCGCGUCUCAGGCGCCCAGUUCUCCAGCGGGCCACGCUAUUUUGGGCAGGCCAUCAGCGGUGGCCGGGACCUGACGGGGGACAGGCUGCCGGACGUGGCCGUGGGCGCCCGGGGACAGGUCCUGCUGCUCAGGUCCCAGCCGCUGCUGAGGGUCCGUGUGACGGUGGCUUUCCAGCCCCAGGAGAUCCCCAAGGCCGCCUUUGACUGUCAGGAGGAGGAAGCGCCCAAGGGAGAAGUGGCCAAGGCUGACAUCUGCUUCCUCAGCACCAAGAAAACCCCUGACAACUUUGGCAACCAGCUUUCCACCACGCUGCGGUACCGGGCGGCGCUGGACCCCGGCCGGGCGAUGGUGCGGGCCGUCUUUGCCGGCAGCGGCGCCGUCCGAAACGGGACCCUCCAGCUGGGCGUGGGGCGGAGGUGCCAGACCUUCGCCGUCGCCUUCAGGGGGUGUCCCCGAGACACGCUGACCCCCCUGGUGCUGCGCCUCAUCUACGAUGCCACGGGGGACCCCGUCAGGGUGGCCGGCGGCCUGCGGCCGGCCUUGAGCGAGGACUCGGAGACGGUGGCCGUGGGCACGCUGCCCUUCGAGAAGGACUGCGGCACCGACAACGUCUGUGUCGACGACCUCCAGAUCUCCUUCAGCUUCUCGGGGCUGGAAACCGUCGUGGUGGGGGUGACCGACGUGGUGGGCAUCACCGUCACCCUCUGCAACCGCGGGGAGGACUCGUACAGGGCCACUGUCCAGCUGCAGCACGCCGCGGCCCUCUCCUACCGCAAAGCCGCGGUCCUACAGUCCUCCAGGAGGUCGACCUCCCUGCGCUGCAACUCGGAGCCGGCGGAGGGGUCGUGGCGCAGGACCCUCUGCCUCGUCAACCACCCCAUCUUCCACCCCAACACCGAGGUCGUGUUCAGCCUCACCCUGGACGUGCCCCACGACGCGGAGCUGGGGGACGUGCUGGAGGUGGUGGCCAAUGCCAGCAGUGACAACGGGGCGCCGGGCGGCCGCGGGCAGCGCGCCCAGAUCCCGGUGAAGUACGGCGUCUUCCUCGUCCUCACCAGCGCCCCGGAGUCCACCAAGUACGUCAACGUCUCGACGCGCGCGGGGGCCCCCGCCAGCGCCACCGUCGCCCACCACUACGAGGUGAAGAUCCUGGGCCAGCGGGGCCUCCCCAUCAAUGUCACCUUCCGGGUCCCCUCCGCCCUGGGGGGGACCCCGCUGUGGGAGAAGUUGGAGGUGACCCCUGACCAGGAGCCGGUGCAGUGUCAGGUGGUGGCCGAGCACCCGGGGCUGGGGGUCCCCGACAUCCCCUCGCGGCUGCAGGAGCGCCCUGUCGUGGACUGCGCCGUGGCCGCCUGCCGGGAGCUGCAGUGCCAGGUCAAGGAGCUGGAGCCCCCCCGGGCCCUGGGGUUCAGGCUCGGGGGGCACCUGGCCCUGGGCUGGGUGGCAAAGGCCCAGCAGCCCAAGGUGGUCGUGCAGAGCUCGGCCCAGGUCCUCUACGACAUGGGGCGCUACUGGAACAGGGCAGGGGAAACCCAGCUCCAGGUGCAGACGGAGGUGGAGCGCCUGGAGUCCCCCAACCCUCUGCCCCUCAUCCUGGGGGGCACCGUGGGGGGGCUCGUCCUGCUGGGGCUGGUGGUUCUGGCGCUCUACAAGGUGGGCUUCUUCAAGCGACGCUACAAGGAUCUCAUGGAGGGCAACGAGACCCACACGGCUCCCCUGGGUGACCCCCAGCAGUGAGGCGCCCCCGGAAGCCUGGGUCCCCCUGGGGGGUGGGUGGGGGGGUGCCCAGACUCCUGGGUUCAUCUAGGGGUCCCCCUCGUUAAACCCCGAGUGGCUCAA